AAUGGCUGCGAGCAGUUCUGUAGUGCCGGUGGCUGUGACUGCUGCUGUGGUGCCAGUCCUGUCAACGAGCGGCGAUUUCUCAAAUUUGCGGGAAAUUAAAAAGCAGCUGCUGCUUAUUGCGGGCCUUACCCGGGAGCGAGGCCUACUGCACAGUAGCAAAUGGUCCGCGGAGUUGGCCUUCUCCCUCCCGCCGUUGCCUCUGGCCGAGCUGCAGCCGCCGCCACCUAUUACAGAGGAGGAUGCCCAGGAUAUGGAUGCUUACACCCUGGCUAAGGCCUACUUUGACGUUAAAGAAUAUGAUCGGGCAGCACAUUUCCUGCAUGGCUGCAAUAGCAAGAAAGCCUAUUUCCUGUACAUGUAUUCUAGAUAUCUGUCUGGAGAAAAGAAGAAGGACGAUGAAACAGUUGAUAGCCUAGGCCCCCUGGAGAAAGGACAAGUGAAAAAUGAGGCUCUUAGAGAAUUGAGAGUGGAGCUCAGCAAAAAACACCAGGCUCGGGAGCUUGAUGGAUUUGGCCUUUAUCUGUAUGGUGUGGUGCUUCGAAAACUGGACUUGGUCAAAGAGGCCAUAGAUGUGUUUGUGGAGGCUACUCAUGUUUUGCCUUUGCAUUGGGGAGCCUGGCUAGAACUCUGUAACUUGAUUACAGACAAAGAGAUGCUGAAGUUCCUGUCUUUGCCAGACACCUGGAUGAAAGAGUUUUUUCUGGCUCAUAUAUACACAGAGUUGCAGUUGAUAGAGGAGGCGCUGCAAAAGUAUCAGAAUCUCAUUGAUGUGGGCUUCUCUAAGAGCUCAUAUAUUGUUUCCCAAAUUGCAGUUGCCUAUCACAAUAUCAGAGAUAUUGACAAAGCCCUCUCUAUUUUUAAUGAGCUAAGGAAACAAGACCCUUACAGGAUUGAAAAUAUGGACACAUUCUCCAACCUUCUUUAUGUCAGGAGCAUGAAAUCUGAGUUGAGUUAUCUGGCUCACAACCUCUGUGAAAUUGAUAAAUAUCGUGUAGAAACAUGCUGUGUAAUUGGCAAUUAUUAUAGUUUGCGUUCUCAGCAUGAGAAAGCAGCCUUAUAUUUCCAGAGAGCCCUGAAAUUGAAUCCUCGGUAUCUUGGGGCCUGGACGCUGAUGGGACAUGAGUAUAUGGAAAUGAAGAACACAUCUGCUGCUAUUCAGGCUUAUAGACAUGCCAUUGAGGUCAAUAAGCGGGACUACAGAGCUUGGUAUGGCCUUGGACAGACCUAUGAAAUCCUUAAGAUGCCAUUUUAUUGCCUUUAUUAUUAUAGACGGGCUCACCAGCUUCGGCCGAAUGAUUCUCGUAUGCUGGUUGCUUUAGGAGAAUGUUAUGAGAAACUCAAUCAACUAGUGGAAGCCAAAAAGUGUUAUUGGAGAGCUUACGCCGUGGGAGAUGUGGAGAAAAUGGCUCUGGUGAAACUGGCAAAGCUUCAUGAACAGUUGACUGAAUCAGAACAGGCUGCCCAAUGUUACAUCAAAUAUAUCCAAGAUAUCUAUUCCUGUGGGGAAAUAGUGGAACAUUUGGAGGAGAGCACUGCUUUCCGCUAUUUGGCCCAGUACUAUUUUAAGUGCAAGCUGUGGGAUGAAGCCUCAACUUGUGCCCAAAAGUGUUGUGCAUUCAAUGAUACUCGGGAGGAAGGUAAGGCCUUACUCCGGCAAAUCCUACAGCUUCGGAACCAAGGCGAGACUCCCUCCGCUGAGAUGCCUGCUCCCUUUUUCCUCCCUGCUUCACUGUCUGCUAACAACACCCCCACACGCAGAGUUUCUCCACUCAACCUUUCUUCAGUCACACCAUAGUUGGCUACUUUUAAGCCAGCACAUUGCCAGACCCAUAUUAAGCCUUACCUCCAUGUAAAGAAUGGCCACGCCUGUUCUUCCAAGGACCUUAGCUCUUUUUGCUUGUAAAGAUGGAAACAGCUCCUUGGGGACAGUUUACAGCAUCACCUUCAGGGUAGACUGACAGAAGAAUCCUGGCAGGAACAGACAUUGUCUUUUGCCAAUUAGAAGCACUUCUCUCUUCCGUUCAGAGUGGCUACCAAUCUUGGCCUUCUUCCCAGAACUUUCCCCCUCUCAAAAAAAAAAAUCCCUUUAACUGCACUUUAGUACAGGCAAGGCUACAGGAACAAAGGUUUACUGCUGCUGGGAGUGGGAGAUUUCUUUAGAGAGGCAACGUAGGGAGAAAAGUCUACCACUCUACAUUCUGCUGGCAGUAGGGGCACUGGAUACCCUAGGAAGGUCAGGGCACUGGAUAGACAUGACUUCUUCCUUGGAUUUGCUGAGCAUGACUAUUCUGAUGUCAGAGAUUAGGUUUAAAUGGAGUGAAGCUAUAUAUUUGUUUUUACUGUAGGGAAACAUUCUUCCAAAACUUUUUUUUUUUUUUUUGAGGAAGAUUGGCCCUGCGCUAACAUCUGUUGCCCAUCUUCUUCUUUUUCCUCCCCAAAGCCCCCGUACAUAGUUGUGUAUCAUAGUUGUAGAGUUGUAGCUCUUCUAUGUGGGACACCGCCUCAGCACGGCUUGAUGAGCGGUGAGUAGGUCUGCACCCAGGAUCCGAACUGGUGAACCCCGAGCUGCUGACGUGUGAACUUAACCACUACGCCACCGGGCCGGCCCCCAAAACAUGGUUUUGAGGAGUCUGCUAGAAGCUUUCAAAUUGGAAGUAACUUAAUAGAGUUGAAUAAAAGAAGGGCAAAAAGAAUCUGAGCAUGGAACUGCUGAUAGGCCCUACUGAGGGCAAAAGAUGUCUAUAGAGUUAGCUAUACCCCUACUAAAGCAAAGCAAGGAGACAGGAUUUUUUAUAGAUAAUUUCGUGGACAUUUGGGAGUGAUAAGUUUUGUGACUGUACAGGCAAGAAUAAACUCAUUCAAGCUGGUAUGUUUUAAUAAAUAUUUUUGAUGUAAUUGUUUUUUUCCAGGCUUCACCUGAUUAGACAAAGAAUCAUUCUUGCUGUGCUCUUGGAGGUUUUCAGGCCUGUGCAUGUGUAUUCAGUAGGAGGUAAUAUGCUGUGACUAAAUGUCUACUGUAAUGAAUUUGUGCAGUAGAUGCUAUGGAUUAUUCUGAGCUCAGGGCCCAGCCUUCCACUAUUCUUGUUUCCAGAACAAGUUUGUUAACCCAUUCACCUCCUAAUGUAUGAUAAUUGAUUUUAUAUUAAGGAAGGUUUAGAAUAUCUAAUGUUCCUUGAACUCGUUUCUUGGUAAGCUUUCUUAGGUUAGCUGUAUACUAGUUACCAGUCUCCACUGCCAUUCCUGUGCAAGGUUUCCCUGGGCCUGAAUGAUAUUUGAUUUUCAGUUUUUCUGCCCCUUUUAUAAUUUCUGUUUUAAUGGUUUUGCUAAAUUUGGAAUUCAAAUAAAAAAUGUGAAUAAUAUCUUUAUU
Messenger RNA from Diceros bicornis minor, 3367 nucleotides. It is a transcript of the gene CDC23, whose product is annotated as cell division cycle 23. Gene Ontology annotation, biological process: cell division. The record is from RefSeq and is a predicted model, not a curated record. Gene Ontology annotation, cellular component: anaphase-promoting complex. The transcript has 16 exons. Gene Ontology annotation, molecular function: protein binding. Bases 2 to 1795 code for a protein of 597 amino acids. Lineage: Eukaryota; Metazoa; Chordata; Mammalia; Perissodactyla; Rhinocerotidae.